CCGGCGUCGUUCAAGAUACAUCAGCACCUGUAAUAACUGGGGCAGAUCCGGACACGAGUGUCGAUCCACCGAAGUCGGGCUCGAAACGGGCACGCGAUGACGAUGUUGAAGACACUGACAAGCCAAAGUCUAAAAAAUCUAAGAAAGACGACAAGGCCGCUGGUGAUGCAGAUGGAACACCCAAAGAUACGUCAAAAAUGGUAACAGUGUUGAAGCGCGGGUCUGUACCAGUUGAUCCAGCUUCGUCGUUCAUCAACACGCACCAAGUUUAUGUGUCUCCGGAAGGAGAAAUUUGGGAUGCCAUGCUGAACCAGACCAACAUUGGGAAGAAUGCAAACAAAUUCUACGUGUUGCAACUCCUUCACCCGAUUGGUGACGCGUCACAAUGUAUCCUUUUCUUGCGAUGGGGCCGGACGGGCGAGUCGGGCGCAAGUCAAACGAAGGGACCUUGGGCGACGUCUAUUGCGAUCAACGAGUUCAGAAAGCAGUUCAGAUCCAAGACAUCCACGCCAUGGGAGCAACGUGCCGGUAUGACAGCUAAACCGGGCAAGUACAUUUGGCUCGAACGUGAUUACGACGACUCCGACAGCAAAGAUAAAGAGGAAGAGAACUCGGGAGCAAAAGGCAAGGGAACAGAAAAACCCGUAUCCGCCAGGGUGCCAGAUUCGACUCUUCCGGAGGAGGUCCAGAGCCUCUGCAGGGUCAUCUUCAAUGUCGGCUACAUCAAUGCUGCCCUGUCGGCCAUGAACUAUGAUGCCAACAAGCUUCCUCUAGGGAAGCUGUCAAAGGCUACUAUUCUUAAGGGUUUCUCGGCGCUCAAGGCGUUGUCGGACGUCAUCGAGAACAGUGCCAACACCUCGCAAUAUGGUGGAUUUGAUGCUGCGUGUGCUGAGCUUAGUAACCAAUACUACUCAAUUAUACCUCAUGUGUUCGGCCGUCAGAAGCCAAUAAUUAUCAACACCAUGCAGCAACUCAAGAAGGAACUGGAACUCGUUGAUGCACUUGGAGAUAUGGAGAUAGCGCAGAAGCUGAUCAACGAGAAGGCUGACGCUAACUGGGACGGGGAACCGGUCAACCCCAUUGACGUGCGCUUUAGGUCACUUCAACUGGAGUCAAUGAUCCCCGUUGCAUCGGACAGCAAGGAGUUUGGUACUGUUGCCGCAUAUGCGUACGAUACGCAUGGUUCUACACACAGUUACUACAAGGUCUCGGUCCAGAAUGUAUUCAGGGUCAAGAGGAAAUUCGAAGACGAAAACUGGGCAAAGGCAGGCUUCGAAAGUCUCGGAGAUGGCCAGAGACUGCUUCUCUGGCAUGGAUCUCGGUCUACAAACUUUGCUGGCAUUUUGAGCCAAGGCCUACGGAUAGCCCCGCCCGAAGCACCAGUGAACGGAUACAUGUUCGGGAAGGGUGUUUAUUUUGCCGACAUGAUGUCAAAGUCAUAUAACUAUUGCUAUCCGGGUGCGAGUGGCAACAUUGGAAUCCUACUUCUCUGCGACGUUGCUGCGAAGCCUUGCCAUGAGCUGCUUAAUGCAAGCUAUAUUGCGGAUCAGGAGUGUAAGAACGCCGGGAAAUUAACGACGAGGGGAAUUGGGCGCACCCAGCCCAUUGAAUGGCAGGAUGCAGGUGAAGCGCUGGAUAACGACGAGCUGAAAGGGUGUCUAAUGCCCAAGGGCCCAGCGAAGGAGGUUAACCCCCCUGGCGCAUAUCUACAGUACAACGAGUACAUCGUUUACAACACUGCGCAAAUUCGAGUCAAAUACCUUUUGAUGGUCAAGAUGCAGCACUAAACCAGAAAUAUCGUACCAUUGUAAAUAAAUCAGCACACGGACGGACAUGGAUGAUCCCAAAUAUUGGAUUGUAAAGCUUCGGUCUACACUACUUCCCGAAUAAGUUGUACAUGUAUAUAAACUCGC
Fomitiporia mediterranea MF3/22 is the source of this 1913-nucleotide messenger RNA. RefSeq names its product PARP-domain-containing protein. Gene Ontology annotation, molecular function: NAD+ poly-ADP-ribosyltransferase activity. The coding region runs from base 198 to 1787 and encodes 529 amino acids. Lineage: Eukaryota; Fungi; Basidiomycota; Agaricomycetes; Hymenochaetales; Hymenochaetaceae. The transcript has 21 exons. The record is from RefSeq and is a predicted model, not a curated record.